Messenger RNA from Corvus hawaiiensis (hawaiian crow), 1956 nucleotides. RefSeq names its product serine/threonine-protein phosphatase 4 regulatory subunit 3B-like. Gene Ontology annotation, cellular component: protein phosphatase 4 complex; nucleoplasm. Lineage: Eukaryota; Metazoa; Chordata; Aves; Passeriformes; Corvidae. The record is from RefSeq and is a predicted model, not a curated record. Gene Ontology annotation, biological process: DNA damage response; protein dephosphorylation. Gene Ontology annotation, molecular function: protein phosphatase activator activity.
AUGACUGAAGAACACCUGAGGCAGUUGGAGGGGCAGAGCAGCAGAAGGACAGUGCAGAGUGGGCUGCUGUCUCGCUUCCCUCUUGCCCCCUUUGGAUAUUGGUGUCAUUCUGCGGAAGUCACCCAGGAUCUUCUUGAGUCAGAAGAGGGACCUAAAGAAAUGGGUAGAAUUAGUCAUUUGAUGGACCUUCCUACCUGUGAACUCCAUAGACUUGGAGAGAUUGCAGACUUAGUGACCUCUGUUCACCUCUCACGUGUCCAUAAGGAAAAGCUAGCGCUGGCCUUGAAGAAUGGAGACUAUAUUUCAAACCUCCUACAGCUUUUCCAAGUCUGUGAGAAUGCAAAGAACACUGAAGGCUUGCAUCUUCUGUUUGACAUUGUGAGAGGAAUUUUGUACCUGGACAAAGCCAUUCUGUUUGAGUUGAUGUUUUCUGACCAGUGUAUUCUGGGUGUUGGAUGCCUUGAGUAUGAUCCAUGUUUGGCUCAGCCAGGAUGGCACAGGGAAUUCUUGACCAAAACAGCAAAGCUUCAGGAGGUUAUUCCUGUCAGAGACUGGAUUUUGCCUGGACUCAGGCAAAAAAUCUGCCAGACAUCCAGGGCACAGUACAUUCAGGCCAUUGAAGAGGGUUUUCUUUCUACCCUCAAUUCCUUCAUCAGCUCCAGCAAAGAGGAGAUUUUACACGGGUUGCAGAAAGAUGAGGAAUUUUUGCCUGAAGUUUUUGCACAAUUAACAAAUGAAGCUACAGCUGGCAAGCAAAGAUGUAAAUUGAUAAGGUUUUUCAAGGAAUUCUGUGCCUUUUCUUUCACGUUACCUGACGAAAGAGAUGAAUUGCUUCAAACUUUGGCAAAGUUGGGAAUUCUUCCAACUCUUGAAAUGUUAAUGGGAAUGGAUGAUCUGCAAGUUAGAUCUGCCACUACAGAUAUAUUGUCUUAUCUAGUAGAAUUUAGUCCAGCCAUGGUCCAAGAAUUUGUAAUGCAAGAGGCCCAUCAGAGUGAGAAUGAUACCCAACUCAUCAUUGAGGUCAUUAAGCAGAUGAUCUGUAGUCCCGACCCUGAAUUUGGAGGAGAUAAUCAGUUAAUGGAGAUUUUGUGUGCUCUGAUCAAUCCAGAGAAAAUGCUGUCCACAGCUAGUAAUUUAGAAAUAUUUGAAUUUCUCGAGAUCUUCGACAAUCAUUACAUUCAUGUUCUUACUGCGCUGCUUCUGGCUGAUAUAUCAGAAGAAUGGUAUGAAAUAGAUAAUUAUCAAACAGCAGAAAUACUUGCCUCAGUUUUGGAGCUGCUGUCUUUUUGUGUGGAAUGGCACAAGUAUCACAUGAAGAUUUACAUUAUCAACAAAGAUCUGCUAAGAAGAACACUGGUCUUGAUGAAAUCCAAACACAAAUUUCUGGCCUUGUGUGCUCUUCACUUUAUGAGGAGGAUAACUGGCCUGAAAGAUGAACUUUAUAACCGUUACAUCACUCUGGGAAACCUGUUUGAACCAGUUGUAAAUGCUGUGUUGGAUAACAGGAAUAGGUGCAACCUGCUCAAGUCUGCCUUGACGGAGCUGUUUGAAUUCAAUCCAAAUGACAUUCAGUUCCUUAUUGCACAUGUAGUUGAGAACUUCUCUGAUGCACUGGAAUCUGUCAAAUACAUUCAUACAUUCCAGGGACUGAAGACAAAAUAUGAGCACGAAAAAGACCAGCAAAAUGAGAAACUGAGCUGUGUCAUAUUGCCUGGUGAGACAUUUGUCAAAGAAGCAGUAGUCUUACAGGUGGAUGAAGAUCUGCGGUUCAGUGAAGGUGAAGAGAAGGCACCUCCAAUGUCACCAGCAAGCUCCAAUGGCUCCUAUCCAACUUACACAACCCUGACCACAGUGGUGACAGCCCCCAAGAGAGGUCUAUUUGAAGUAUUUGGUUAUCCUGAGGAUGAAGAUGAUGAGACAUCUCCAAAGAAAAGAGGUCGUCAUCUGGGUUCCUAA